AUGCACAAAUCAUUCCUCCCACUUGCGUUUACCGCAAGUGCCUUGGCAGCACUGCAAUCAUGCCCCUCAGACCUCCCCCUUAGCUGCCACAACACAACUACCAUUCCAUCCUCCGAUGCGUGCUGCUUCAACGCUCCUGGUGGUACACUCCUCCAGACGCAAUUCUGGGACUACGACCCGGCGACUGGUCCGGCUGAUUCGUGGACGAUCCAUGGUCUUUGGCCCGAUAACUGCGACGGCACGUACCAGCAAUACUGCGAUACUUCCCGGGAAUACAAAAACAUCACGUCGAUUCUGCAGAGCCAGGGACGCGAUGACCUGCUGUCGUAUAUGAAGACGUAUUGGCAGGAUUAUGAGGGUGAUGAUGAGAGUUUUUGGGAGCAUGAGUUUGGGAAGCAUGGAACGUGUAUCAACACGAUCAAACCAUCGUGCUACAACGAUUACACCCCGCAGCAGGAAGUCGGUGAUUAUUUUCAGAAGACGGUGGAUUUGUUCAAAGGUCUCGACACAUACAAGGCCCUCGCCGACGCACACAUCACACCCGAUAGCUCCAAGGCCUACGAGCUCAGCGCUGUCAAGAAAGCACUUGCUUCGCUGAACGGUGGAUAUGAGCCGCAUAUCGGCUGCAGCGAUGGAGCGUUGAGUGAAGUGUGGUAUUUCUUCAAUGUUCGCGGGAAUGCGAUUGAUGGGGAGUAUGAGCCGACUGAGACGCUUUCGGAGACGCAAUGUCCUGACACUGUCAAGUAUCCGCCCAAGAGCUCUUAG
Molecule: messenger RNA, 765 nt
Organism: Aspergillus chevalieri
Lineage: Eukaryota; Fungi; Ascomycota; Eurotiomycetes; Eurotiales; Aspergillaceae
Product: T2 family ribonuclease
Exons: 4
Coding region: 1-765 (254 amino acids)
Biological process (GO): RNA catabolic process
Cellular component (GO): extracellular region
Molecular function (GO): ribonuclease T2 activity; RNA binding
Source: RefSeq, a predicted model, not a curated record